AUGAAGCAAUCCAUGAUCACUUCGCUUGUGGCUCUCGCAGCUUCAUGCUCCGGAGCCCAAGCCACUGAGAGCUUGAUCAGCGUGCCCGUUAAUCUCUGUGCCGCCAUCCUCGGAGAGGCUGCAUGCAAGCAGCAGACCGUCACCAAGGGACUGAUCAGCGUGCCUGUCAAUGCGUGUGUUGCAGUCCUUGGAAAAGCCAAGUGUGACCAGGUCUCUUCCUCUCUCAUCGGCAACCACGGUCUCCACACCCGUGACAGCUUGAUUAGCGUGCCCGUUAAUCUCUGCACCGCCAUCCUCGGAGAGGCCGAAUGCAAGCAGAAGACCACCAGCAAUGGUCUGAUCAGUGUGCCUGUCAACACCUGCGUGGCUGUCCUUGGAGAGGCCAAGUGUGACCAGGCCUCUUCCUCCUCCGGUAGCGACGACGGUGCCCUGAUCAGUGUUCCCAUCAACAUUUGUCUGGCUGUCCUCGGCGAGGCUAAAUGCCAGCAGAAAUCUACCUCUACUGGUGGUCUGAUCGAUAUCCCCAUCAACCUGUGUCUGGCCGUCUUGGGUGAGGUUGAUUGCCGUGAUGGAUCAUCUACCCCGCCUCCGGCCACUGCCACCCCAUCUUCCCCCGCGGAGACCACUAUCCCGGUCGUGAUUCCAGGAAAGACUACCACCCCAGCUAUUGUGCCGGGUGAGACUACAGUUCCCACUGUCCCUGUUGUUGUUCCUGGCGAGUCUACCACUCCCGUCGUUGUGCCAGGCACCACAAUCCCCGUCAUUGUGCCGGGUGAGACUACCGUUCCCACUGUUCCCGUUAUUGUUCCGGGCGAGUCCACUACCCCCGUCGCCGUGCCAUGUGAAACCACCAGCACUGUCGCCGUUCCGGGCGAGCCUACAGUUCCCACUGUCCCUGUUCUCGUUCCUGCCGAGUCUACCACCCCCGUCGCUGUUCCGGUUGAGACUUCCAUCCCCGCUGUUGUGCCAGGCGAGUCUUCCAUCCCUACUGCUGAGGCUUCUACCACCACAGUCUGGACUGGCCCUAAGGGACCUGGCUCUCCUCACUCUUCCGGUGAUGCCUCAGCCUGGGUUCCUACAUACACCCGUGUUCCUUCCGUCACCGUGGGACGUCCAUCCCACACCGGCAGCUUCACCCGUGUUACUGCUACCUCUACCAAGGUCAUCACUGGAUCCAAGACCUAUACCGGCAUUGUGGCUCACACUUCUCCCGCCUCCGGUGGUAACGGUGGCAGCGGGACCAAGCCCAGCCCUAGCACCAUUCCGUUCAACGCGGCUGGUCGUGCUACUUUGUCCGGUGUUGCCGUGGUGUUCGGUGCUCUCUGCGCUCUUGCUAUGCAGAUUUGA
Messenger RNA from Penicillium roqueforti, 1347 nucleotides. RefSeq lists its product as uncharacterized. The transcript has 2 exons. NCBI's taxonomy places the organism in Eukaryota, Fungi, Ascomycota, Eurotiomycetes, Eurotiales, Aspergillaceae. The record is from RefSeq and is a predicted model, not a curated record. The coding region runs from base 1 to 1347 and encodes 448 amino acids.